Clonostachys rhizophaga is the source of this 1401-nucleotide messenger RNA. Lineage: Eukaryota; Fungi; Ascomycota; Sordariomycetes; Hypocreales; Bionectriaceae. The record is from the annotation of a GenBank genome assembly.
AUGUCCACCUCGGUGCCAGUGGCCGCCCAGGCCAAGGCCUUUCCAGAUGGCACGACAGACUACAAGCCUCUGCGUGCCUCUUCGUCCAAGUACGAUCCUAACAAAGUUCACAUUUCCGACAUUCCUAUAAUCUGGUCAAACUGGCAUCAACACGUCAAUUGGCUUAAUGCCACAUUCAUCAUUUUUAUCCCCAUUCUAGGCUUCAUCUCAGCCUUCUGGAUUCCUCUUAAGCUUAACACCGCCAUCUUAUCUGUUGUCUACUACUUCAACACCGGCCUCGGUAUCACAGCAGGUUACCACCGUCUUUGGGCACACAGCUCGUACAAGGCCACCACUCCCCUCAAGAUCUACCUUGCGGCCGUUGGCGCUGGCGCCAUGGAGGGCUCGAUCCGGUGGUGGUCCAGGGAUCACCGUGCUCACCACAGAUAUACCGACACCGUCAAGGACCCCUACUCCGUCCGCAAGGGUCUUCUCUACUCCCAUCUCGGCUGGAUGGUUUUCAAGCAGAACCCCAAGAACACCGGCCGAACCGAUAUCACCGACCUCAACGAAGACCCCAUUGUUGUCUGGCAGCACCGCAACUUCAUCAAGUGCGUUCUGUUCAUGGCUCUGAUCUUCCCUACCGCCGUCUGCGGUAUCUUCUGGAAUGAUUGGCUCGGUGGAUUCGUCUACGCCGCUAUUCUCCGCGUUUGCUUUGUUCAGCAGGCCACCUUUUGCGUCAACUCCCUCGCCCAUUGGCUCGGCGACCAGCCUUUUGAUGACCGAAACUCACCCCGCGAUCACGUCAUCACCGCACUCGUCACACUCGGUGAGGGAUACCACAAUUUCCAUCACGAGUUCCCCUCAGAUUACCGCAAUGCCAUUGAGUGGUGGCAGUGGGAUCCUACCAAGUGGUCUAUCACCGUCUGGAAGUGGCUUGGUCUCGCCUACGAUCUCAAGCAGUUCCGUGCCAACGAGAUUGAGAAGGGUCGUGUCCAGCAGCUCCAGAAGAAGCUCGACCAGAGGCGAGCUACCCUCAACUGGGGUACGCCGCUCGAGCACCUUCCCGUCAUUGGCUGGGACGACUUCGUUGAGGAGGCCAAGAACGGCAAGGCUCUAGUGGCUAUCGCUGGUGUAAUCCACGAUGUGACCUAUUUCAUCAAGGAUCACCCCGGUGGCAAGGCUCUGAUCAACUCCGCUAUUGGCAAGGAUGCCACUGCAAUCUUCAACGGUGGUGUCUACUACCACUCCAACGCAGCUCACAACCUUCUGUCCACAAUACGCUAUGGCGUUCUCCGUGGUGGAGGUGAGGUUGAGAUUUGGAAACGCGCCCAGUUCGAGAAUAAGGAUAUUACUUACGUUAAUGACUCGGCUGGGCAGCGCAUUAUCCAUGCUGAUGACCAACUUACCAAGGUGACAUAA